Protopterus annectens (West African lungfish) is the source of this 9570-nucleotide messenger RNA. RefSeq names its product dedicator of cytokinesis 2 (gene DOCK2). The record is from RefSeq and is a predicted model, not a curated record. Bases 85 to 5565 code for a protein of 1826 amino acids. Gene Ontology annotation, molecular function: guanyl-nucleotide exchange factor activity; small GTPase binding. Gene Ontology annotation, cellular component: cytoplasm; plasma membrane. NCBI's taxonomy places the organism in Eukaryota, Metazoa, Chordata, Ceratodontiformes, Protopteridae. Gene Ontology annotation, biological process: small GTPase-mediated signal transduction; cell migration. The transcript has 52 exons.
UGCAACGAGCCGAGCGGUCGGGCGGGCUGUCGUUUGAAGCAAUCUGAAGGAAACUAUCAGCAGCGCUCGGCCAGUGGGUGGAAAAUGAUUCCCAAGAGCUGUGGCAUGGAGGGCAGGAAUGGUGUUGCUAUAUAUAGUUUCAAGAGUAAAGGGGAACAGCAGUUAUCUCUGCAGCUUGGUGAUGUUGUCCAUAUAGAGGCGUCUUAUGAUGGUUGGUACAAAGGAUAUCUGAUAAGGAACAAAUCACAGAUGGGAAUAUUUCCUGCAUCUUUCAUCCAUGUCAAGGAAGCUAUUUCUGAGAAAAAAGGACAUCAGGAUAGUGUUUCAUCUGCAGAAAUUCCCCUGGUGCAAGAAGUCACUACAACACUGCGGGAAUGGGGUAGCAUUUGGAAACAACUCUAUGUGAAAACAAAGCAAGACAAAUUCUAUCAGGUUCAGUCGAUGAUGUAUGACUUAAUGGAAUGGAGGUCCCAGCUUCUUUCUGGCACUUUACCCAAAGAUGAACUCAAAGAGCUGAAACAGAAAAUAACCUCAAAAAUUGAUUAUGGCAACAAGAUAUUGGAACUAGACUUGGUUGUCAGGGAUGAAGAUGGCAAUAUUCUGGAUCCAGAUAAAACCAGUGUUAUAAGCCUGUUUCACGCUCAUGAAGAAGCCACUAAUAAAAUUAAUGAACGCAUCAAAGAAGAAAUGUCUAAGGCACAGAUCGAUUUUGGUGUGUCUUCUAAAAUAUCUUCCUCCCCUACACAUAGUCUGUAUGUGUUUGUACGGAACUUUGUCUGCAGAAUUGGAGAAGAUUCUGAGCUCUUCAUGUCACUAUAUGAUCCCCAAAAGCAAACAAUAAUAAGUGAGAAUUACUUGGUGAGAUGGGGAAGUAAAGGUUUUCCAAAGGAAAUAGAUAUGCUGAACAAUUUAAAAGUGGUUUUCACAGAUUUGGGAAAUAAGGAUCUUAACAGGGAAAAAAUCUAUUUGAUUUGCCAAAUUAUCCGUAUUGGAAAAAUGGAUCUUAAAGAAGGAAACCAGAAGAAAUGCACCCAAGGUCUGAGACGACCAUUUGGAGUGGCAGUCAUGGAUAUAACAGAGAUCAUUAAAGGAAAAGUGGAAAGUGAUGAAGAUAAACAGUACUUCAUUCCAUUCUACCCAGCUGUAGCAGAGAAUGAUUUUUUGCAUAGUCUUUUGAACAAAGCUGCAGUAGCCAGAAUAGACAGUGGUGGCCAAGGUCUUUGGGUCACCAUGAAAAUGCUGGUUGGAGAUAUAACUCAGAUAAGGAAGGACUACCCUCAUCUUGUUGAUAGAACUACAGUUGUUGCCAGGAAACUAGGAUUUCCAGAAAUUAUCAUGCCAGGUGAUGUGAGGAAUGAUAUCUACAUCACGUUGAUGUAUGGAGACUUUGAUAAGUAUAACAAAACAUCUCAAAAGAAUGUGGAGGUCAUCAUGUGCGUCUGUGAUGAAGAAGGAAAAGUUGUUCCAAGUUCUAUUUGUUUAGGAGCAGGUGACAAACCCGUGGGCGAGUACCGAUCUGUUUUAUACUACCAAAUUAAACAGCCUCGAUGGAUGGAGACAGUAAAGGUGGCAGUUCCCAUUGAAGAAAUGCAGAGAAUACACCUCCGAUUCGUGUUCCGACAUCGUUCGUCUCAAGAAUCUAAAGACAAGAGUGAAAAGAAUUUUGCCAUGGCAUAUGUAAAGCUGAUGAAAGAUGAUGGUACAACACUGCAAGAUGGAACCCAUGAUUUGCUGGUAUUUAAGGGUGACAGCAAGAAAAUGGAAGAGUCACAAACCUAUAUGCAGUUGCCUUCUUUAAGGCAGCAGGUAGAUAAUAAAGGCGCCACACUGAGUCGGAGCAACAACAGCAUUGGAGGGUUGUCUGUUUCUCGGGAUUCUUUUACUAUUUACACUCUGGUUUGUUCUACCAAACUUACUCAAAAUGUGGGUCUUCUAGGAUUACUGAAAUGGCGCACAAAACCAGAAUAUUUGCAAGAAAAUCUGGAAAAACUAAAGAUUGUAGAUGGGGAAGAGGUUGUUAAGUUUCUUCAAGACACACUGGAUGCUUUAUUUAAUAUAAUGAUGGAAUACUCCGAUACGGACAGAUAUGACAUUCUUGUGUUUGAUGCACUGAUCUACAUAAUUGGAUUGAUUGCAGACAGGAAGUUUCAGCACUUCAACACUGUACUUGAAGCCUAUAUCAAACUGCACUUCAGUGCAACUCUGGCUUAUAAGAAACUGAUGCAAGUUCUGAGGAAUUAUUUGGAUAUUUCUAGUAGAGGUGAACAAUGUGAACCAAUUCUGAGGACUCUAAAAGCUUUGGAGUAUGUGUUCAAGUUUAUCGUACGCUCAAGAAAAUUAUUUGGACAGCUAUAUGAAGGCAAGGAGCAAACUGAAUUUGAAGAAUCCCUAAGAAGACUGUUUGAAUCCAUUAACAACCUGAUGAAAAGUCAGCACAGGACAGCAAUUCUGCUGCAGGUUGCUGCUUUGAAAUACCUACCAUCUGUUCUGCAGGAUGUGGAAACAGUGUUUGAUGCAAGAUUACUGAGUCAGCUGCUUUUUGAAUUCUUUAACUGCAUACCACCGGAUAAGCUGCAGAAGCAAAAAGUACAGUCGAUGACCGAGAUUGUUCGUAGCAACCUUUUCAAAAAACAAGAAUGUCGAGAUAUUCUUCUGCCCAUGAUGACAAAAGAGCUCAAGGCCCUCCUGGAGAACAGGGAUGACCAACAGCAGGACAAAUUGUCUGUUGAUUUACUGAAUAACAUCUUGGAAGUAUUAAGCAGCCCAUUAGUGGGGUCUACAUACUAUCAUAUACAGGAAAUAAUUGUGAGUCUCCUCAGGACAGUGAACAGGACUGUCAUUUCACUGGGAAGAAAUAGCAACGUAACUAGUCAUUUUGUGGCUUGUAUGACAGCUAUUCUGAAUCAAAUGGAUGACCAGCAUUAUUCCUAUUACAUUGACACCUUUCAGACAAGUUCAGAUCUGCUGGACUUCUUGAUGGAGACUUUUAUUAUGUUUAAAGACUUGAUUGGGAAGAAUGUUUACCCACCAGACUGGAUGACAAUGAGCAUGGUGCAAAACAGGGUAUUCUUGAGAGCCAUCAGCAAGUUUGCAGAAACCAUGAACCAGAAGUUUUUGGAGAACAGGAAUUUUGAAGUUCAGUUGUGGAACAAUUAUUUCCACCUGGCAGUGGCAUUCAUUAUCCAGGAAUCUCUACAGCUUGAAAACUUCUCUCAAGUGAAAAGAAAUAAAAUAACCAACAAAUAUCGUGACAUGAGAUGUUCCAUUGGUUUUGCUAUCCGAGAUAUGUGGUAUAAACUUGGUCAGAACAAGAUCUGUUUUAUCCCGGGAAUGGUUGGACCAAUUCUGGAAAUGACUCUCAUUCCUGAGGUAGAGCUACGAGAAGGCACAAUUCCCAUCUUCUUUGAUAUGAUGCUAUGUGAAUAUCAAAAGACUGGUGAUUUUAAAAAGUUUGAAAAUGAAAUCAUCUUGAAACUGGACCAUGAAGUUGAAGGAGGGCGAGGAGAUGAACAGUACAUGCAGCUGUUUGAAUCAAUACUCCUGAAGUGUGCUGCUAAUCAUCCUGAGAUUUCCAAGCCACUAGAGUACUUUGUCAGCCUUGUCAAGCGACUGUUGGAGAGACUCUUGGACUACAGAACAGUCAUCGGUGAUGAAAGCAAGGGGAACCGAAUGAGCUGCACUGUGAACCUCCUGAAUUUCUACAAAGACAUUAACCGAGAGGCGAUGUAUAUAAGAUACCUUUAUAAACUUCGUGAUCUUCACCUAGAAAGUGACAAUUACACUGAAGCUGCAUACACUCUACUGCUCCACACCCGGUUAUUAAAGUGGUCUGAAGAGCAGUGCCCUUCCCAUAUCAUUCAGAAUGAAGUGCAGUCACAGACACAGCGCCAGCAGAAGGAACAUUUGUAUGAAACGAUUCUCGAAUACUUUGACAAGGGCAAGAUGUGGGAAGAGGCUAUUGCAUUGUGCAAAGAACUGGUACAGCAGUAUGAAGAAGAGGUUUUUGACUAUGAUGCUUUAAGCCAGAAACUGAAACAACAAGCUGAAUUCUAUGAAAAAAUAAUGAAAAUUCUUAGACUGAAACCUGACUACUUUGCAGUAGGAUAUUAUGGUCAAGGUUUCCCAACUUUCCUCCGGAAUAAAGUAUUUAUUUAUCGUGGAAAAGAGUAUGAAAGGAGAGAAGAUUUCCAAACACAAGUAAUGAGCCAAUUCCCUUAUUCUGAAAAACUGAAUACUACCUCAGCACCAGGAGAUGACAUUAAAAACUCCCCAGGGCAGUAUAUCCAGUGCUUUACUGUACAGCCAGUGCUUGAAGAACAUUCUCGAUUCAGAAAUAAGCCCGUUCCUGAUCAGAUCAUAAACUUCUUCAAAGCCAAUCAUGUGAAGACGUUUCAGUACUCACGGCCAGUAAGAAAAGGGUCAGCUGAUCCUGAAAAUGAAUUUGCAUCCAUGUGGAUUGAGAGAACAACCUUUAUUACUGCGUAUAAGCUUCCUGGAAUUUUACGUUGGUUUGAAGUGGUUAACACAUUUCAGAGUAGCAUUAGCCCGCUGGAGAAUGCCAUUGAGACCAUGUCAACGACAAACGAGAAGAUCCUGACCAUGAUUAGCCAAUACCAAAGUGAUGAGCACCUGCCCAUCAACCCACUGUCCAUGCUGCUGAAUGGAAUCGUGGAUCCUGCUGUCAUGGGAGGCUUCACUAAUUAUGAAAAGGCAUUUUUUACUGAUGAUUAUGUACGACAACAUCCAGAAGACCAGGAGAAACUGUGUAAAAUUAAGGACCUUAUUGCCUGGCAGAUACCUUUACUUGGAACUGGAAUCAAACUUCAUGCAAAAAGAGUUACUGAAGAUCUAAGGCCUUUCCACGAUCGUAUGGAAGAGUGCUUCAAGCAAUUGAAAGCCAAAGUAGAGAAACAGUAUGGAGUAAGAGAGAUGCCAGAGUUUGAUGAUAGAAGGGCAAGUCGACCCCGAUCCAUGCUUAGAUCCUAUCGCCAAAUGUCCAUUAUCUCCACAUCGUCUAUGAACUCAGAGUGUAACACUCCAACCAAGCAAGUUCCUGCUACCAGCUCUAUUGCAGAAGAACUAGUACCACCCAAGGUACCAAGAAAGGCUGUCUCAGAGUCUGAAGAAAUUGCACAGAAUCCAAUCCUGGAUGGAAUAGUUACACUGAGGAAGAUCAAAAAGAAGUACAAGAGAAGCAGUGUUGUAUUUGCAGAUGAGAAAACCACAAAUGAAUUUGGCAUCGAUCCCAAAGGUCAAAGGCUAUCCAGAAAAUCAGCAUUUAUGAGUGAUACAAACAUUCCAGACCAUAGCAACCCACCCAUACUCAAACAAAUGAGCUUCGCAAGUCGAUCAUUGCCAGCUAUACCAGCUGGAACACUAACAGUGGUAAAUGGUCCUGGCCUUGAUAUUCACAGUAUACCCCCGAGGCAAAUGCAGGCUGUCUUUCCAAAUGAUUUUGAUGAAAAAGAAGGAGAAAAGAAGUCAAGAAGGAAAUCAAAUCAAUUUUUUAAAACACUGCGUGUUCCUAAAUCACAAGAAGAAGGAAAACAAGUGACUGACCAGUAGCCAAAUUCCUUCCGUGCCAUUCAGAUGUAAUGAACAGCAAACUACAAAGGCCUUUCUUCUCAGACAUUGAAGACAGAGAUCCUAAAUUGACUAUCUCUACAGUACUUUUGUACCAUAGUAGUUUUAUUUUCACUCUCAAUCAAAUGAUCACUCAGUAGUAACACAGCUUUGGACUGGAUUUUUUUUUUAUUUUAUUGUAUGUUUUAAUUUAAUUGUUAUAGGCUUUAGGGAUCUUUCUUCAAAUUGUUCCAUAUUUAUGUCAAGUUACAAAUAUAAAGCUGAUAUUUGGGUGAGCACCUUUUUUCAAGACACCAAAGAAGAGAUGUGAAGUCAAACAAUGUAUAGUUAACAAGCUAUGUGACCAGGAGUUCCUAAUGUGUCACACUGAGGAAAAUGUCAUAGCAUUGUAGUAGUUUUGAACUGUUUCAGUCAGAAAAAUCACUGACCGUUUUCAGUAGUAUUUAUAUCUGUUUUGUAAAUAUUUCCACAUUCUGAAAGAACAAGGAUCCCUUCACAGAGUUUGUGAAUUCACCAAAGCACCUUUAAUCAAAAACAAAAUAUGGAGAUUCAUGCUGCAGUUGCUGCAGUCUUUCAAACCUGAAGGAAGAUGUAUAUCAUGGUCUGAGGGACCGUGGCUGCCCAUUAGGGAAAGGGCAUCAUUUACUACACAGAACAUUUAAUUACAAGCUUUGUAUCAGUAGAUACAUAACUAGAUCACCUUGACUAUCCUCCUUAUCCCAGCUCUCAUUAGGUGUCACCUCACAUCCAUUAAAUUGCAUCUCCUGUAACACUCCAUUCUAGACAUGUUGAUUCUUACCCUGGGUAGUGUUAGUUUAUAGAAAACAGUAGUACAGGAAAAUAUGUUUAUUGAGUUUUGUUGAAUUUUCUUCUGCACUCAUGGCCAAUUGGUUUAAUUACUGCAUUUGUGUAGGUAUAUCCUCUUAUCUGCAGUGAAACACUCACACACAGUAUAUAUUUCUCUUGGAUUAUGUAGUUUGUUACAUCUGCUUGACAUUCUCACAGUAUUUAGACAUGUGCCAAAAUCAUUUUGCACAUUAGGCCAACUUGUUUCAGUCUAAAGGUUAGAGGUUGGUGUUUUUGUUCAAAACAGAAAAUACGAUUAGUGUUUUGUUCUAGAGUUAUCAGGUGCUUCACAAUGAUGUUAUACAAUAGCAUGACAUUGUUAAGGUUAUAUUAUAACUUUCACACUUGUGUGACAAAUACCAGUCCUUAUAUUCUAUGCAAUAUGUAACCCCCAUCCCAAAAAAUAAGUACAGUUGAACAGCAGAAAAUGAUACUGACACAUAAUUAAUUCUGGGUGAUUUGAUCAGCAUACUUAUCUGAUUAUAAAAAAGAAUAAAUAGAACUGUAUUUAUUUAUUAAGUUUUGUGCAAGGGUGGCAGCGGCAACAAGAUCCUUCAGCUCUUGGCAUUGAAUAAGAAGAUGAGAAUUAGACUUGGUGGUGGGAUGGUCCAUCAUAGUCAGAGUGGGUGUAGUAUUUUAUACAGCUUUCUGCAUACACUUUUUUGUACUGUGUAGCCAAAGUCUAAAGUAAAUGAAUAACAGGUACUGCAGUCAUUCGUAUUGUUUUGUUGGUUAUAUUGCCCUUCCCUAGCAGUUGUGACUGAGAAUUAUCUUAGUGAGGUAUGCAGUGAUGGCCAAAGUUGGACUGAGCAUGUACUGCUUCUGUGUGCACUCACCUUACACGUGUCUUCUCCACUUGAUCAUUUCUCCCCACUUGCUGACUCUCUGAACAGUCACACCAAUAUUACAGUCUGCAUUUUCAGUGAAAUAGUGCAGUACAACAUAAACUAUAUCAGCGACAUUUGUCUUCUUACAGAUCAAAUUGAAAUUCAUCUUUUUAAAAGAGAACAAAAAAUGCUAUUUCCUCGCAUCCCACAUUGAGGCGAAUGCAAGCCUCUGGAGUAUUACCUUUUUCACAUCACACACAAACUUUUUAACUUGAAUAAAUCCAGGUACUUCCUGUUUUCGCUUGACCUGAAUUUUUCCAUACACAUGCUGGUACUGGAUGUGCUGCUUAUCUGUCAGCCAGUAAUAAACUCAGAUUAAUUGCUUAUAUACUAAGCUAUGUGAUAUAGCUACAGAACUGGUCAUCUCAAGACAAUUCCUAAUCACAGUGUUACUCCAGUUAGGAACAUAGCCUCAUUCUCAAAUAAAGCUGUAAUUCUAAGCUACCACACGUUGUCUUGGAAAGACUCCUGUGUAUGCAGUUAGUGUCAGUUUGAGUUUUCCUAGCUGUGAAGCAUGCAGUUCACAGGGAUGUAGAAUGAAUCCAUGAUAAUUCAGAAUUAAAACAGUGCAAGUUCAUUUAUUACUGUUGUUUGUGAUUAAACCACUGUGAUUGUACUGUGUAUGCUUCAUGUCUCUGAACUGCUAUGAUUCAGGCAUAGCACUAUGAUUUUGGCACUCAGAUAUAGCCUUGCUCCUCCUAGAUUUACUGAUGUUCCUCAUAAUGUCAGAUCUUGUUAAUGAAUACAUACUUUAUUAAAAAAUAAACUAAGCCUAUACAAAGGUUUGCUAUCUGUGGCCUAGUAUAUAAAGAUCUUCUACUGGGAAGAGUAACAAAAUGUUCAUCUUUCUGACCCUCUGCUAUGACUUUUAAAGGCCAGCGCAGUGAUUUUUAAUGCUUGUAGGUUGAGAGGUGUGGUUGGUCUAUGUGUAGUUCCUACUGGGGCACACCAUUUUUUUUCCUUAUUCAGAACUGUGAUUUGGAAUUGUUUGUAACAGCCAGUAAUGCAGUCACUGUACCACUCUUGUGAAUGACUGUUUUUUGGCGCAGUUAGUGAUGCAGGGUGUUUGAUUUAAACAGGCAGAAACACCACCUUGCAUCAGGAACCUCCUUCCAGAAUAUGUUUGUCAGUUGUUCACAAAUGGCCCUAAAUUAUAAUCAUUUUAAAAAAAUCAGAGAUCAUGGUGGCUGCUUGGCAUACUAGUGGCAUUUCCUUUUACAGGUCUUGUGACUCGAGCUCUGAGACAGAUCUAGGAUGUUUUGGGGUCAUACUAUAGAUGAAGCAGAAGCUGCACUUGAAGUGAUGUCUAGUUCCACAGUGAAAAACAACAAUGAAGUUCAGUGAUGAAAUAACCUCUGUAGAAGGCAAAGAUACAAUGAAAAAGUUGGGGACAACUGAAGGGUGCCUUGAACUGGCUUCCAUACACAAAGAGACAGUAGGUUCAUAAGUAAGUACUAAGCUAGCUGUCCUUAUGGGCCAUUUUAAGCCUAGUCAAUUUCCCUUUUAAAAGUGAGAAUUAAACCCUGUACCUUGUGUCUGUAAGGUACACACUUUCACCAUCUCCCCAGCCAACAACCCCAAUGCAACAAGUAUUGCAUCGCUGUUUAUGGAUACUGUCAUGACAGGAAAACAUAGAAUGAAAAAAGACAGGGAAAGAGACACAGAGCUAAAAAAAACAAUAAUUAUGCCUAUCAUCAUAAUUAGAUGCAAUAGUAUAUGUAUAAAAGAUGUGUAUAGUCAUAACAAUUCUUUAUUUGUAAUAAUGUGAAUCUCCAUUUAUUAAACUCAAUUAAACCUCCUAGUUAAUGGCAUUUAAUCAGAAACAUUUUCCAGCUGUACAUAUGUUUUAUAAAUCAGAAAUAAAAGAAUUUCAGUAAAGAUAGUUGAUGUUUUUCCUUGUGUGUCUACUGAAUGUAUAAUUUUUACCCAUUAGUCUAUAUCUUUGCCCUUCUGUAAGGAUAUUGCUCUAUGUAAUGAAAUGACUGCUGAUGACUUGUAAUUGUUUUGCACAUCCCAUAACAUCCUUUUGUCUCUGACUGUCAUGUCAAAGUAUUUAAAUAAAUAAAUUAGUGUAGCUGGUAUAAGACAGAGACUUUGGACUGACAGUAUAAGAUUUCUGUUUAAAUCUCACAUUAAUGGGCAUGUAUUUAAGCUGCAUAAUUGCACUUGUCUCUUAAUUCAGUCUGUUUAAAGCACUAGUAAUGUAAGAUUUAAGGUAUUCAUUUUUUAAAAUAAACUAUUCUUAUCAACUUUA